Messenger RNA from Parasteatoda tepidariorum (common house spider), 3876 nucleotides. Its product is annotated as serine/threonine-protein kinase Nek8. Gene Ontology annotation, molecular function: ATP binding; protein kinase activity. Gene Ontology annotation, biological process: protein phosphorylation. Lineage: Eukaryota; Metazoa; Arthropoda; Arachnida; Araneae; Theridiidae. The record is from RefSeq and is a predicted model, not a curated record.
AAGAUUUAGAGGUCACGAGUGACGGCAAUCGACUUGGUAGGGAAGGAUUGAAGAAAAACAUAGGGAUUUUUUCAUGCUUGCGGGAAUUUUGAUAAAUGUCUUUUUGUUUAUCCUGUUUGUUGUCAUGGUAGAGUGUAAACAAAUUGUGAUAAGCAAAUUUAAUUUCGUCUUAAAUAUUUUAUUCAGAAAAAUUUUAGUAAAAUCGGGUCGUCGUUUUUGUGGGAAUUUUUUUUUUGCUAAAUUUUAAGUUUUUGAUUGUGGUUGUAUUUUUAAAUUUUAAAUGAAUUCUGAAUUUGAUUUAAGAUUGCUGUUUUUAUCUAGUGCAAGUCAACAUGUUCAAUAUUUUUCCAAAAGCGUGCGUAGAAAUGUUAAAAAAGUAAUUUAUACCUAUGAAAAUAGUUCACUGGAUGACAUACUAUCAUUUACUAUUGCUGAAUUAGGUGGGAAAAAAGUACAAAGUAUGGCUUUUUUAUUACAUGGUACUUCUAAAGAAUUGUUUCUAGCUGGAGUAGGAAACAGUGUUAUAUGCUACCAGUCUUUAGUGCAAGAUGUAUUAAUAAGAGAUUUUUUUACUUGCUUAUCAUCGACAUUCAUGGAUAUGAAUAAAGAGAAGGCUCGUAUUGAUUUUUUCAAUUCUUCACUUACCCCAGAUGAAGCAUCUAAAUUUAGUGAUGAACUUCAAAGUAUUAUAAAGUUACCUGUUGGGGUUAUUGAGGAUGUUAAUAGAUGUAAUGUGCAAGUUGAUUGCACUAUAAAUGGUGAAGCAAAAUCUAAACUUGUCAGUGAACUAUAUUUUCAUCAAGAAAAAUUGGAGGAACUUUUGAACUCAUCUUUGCCGACUCACAUGCAAAACUUAUCAGGUUAUGAAAAAAUAAGAACUGUUGGAAAAGGUGCUUUUGGGACUGCCGUCUUAUAUCGUAAGAAGUAUGAUGACUCAUUAGUCAUUGUAAAGGAAAUAAACAUGCAUGACUUGACUGCGAGUGAAAGACAGCUAGCUAUUAAUGAGGUCAGUGUGUUAUCUAUGCUAAAUCAUGAAAACAUAGUGAGUUAUUAUGACAGCUUUGAAGAAGACGGAUUAUUAAUGAUAGAAAUGGAAUAUGCUGAUGGAGGAAAUCUUGCUCAAUAUUUGGCUCAAAUGAAAACAUCGCUUGAUGAAAAAGAUAUUCUUCUGUUUUUUAAACAAAUAGUAUCUGCCAUAAAACAUAUGCACGAUCACAAUAUAUUGCACAGAGAUCUCAAAACUGCUAACAUAUUUUUGACCAAAGAUGGUGCUGUUAAGGUUGGUGAUUUUGGAAUAUCAAAAAUGCUGACAACAAAGCAGGGAGGUGCCAUGACUGUUGUAGGAACACCAUACUACAUCAGUCCUGAAAUGUGUGAGGGUAAAUUUUACAAUCAAAAAUCUGACAUCUGGGCACUUGGUUGUAUUUUGUAUGAAAUGGCUUGCCAACAAAAAACGUUUGAAGGCUCUAAUCUUCCUGCUCUUGUAAACAAAAUUGUAAAGGGUCAGUUUGCUCCAGUUCGAGGCAAUUACUCACCAGGAUUCAAACAGCUGAUUCGGGAUCUUCUUCAACGAGAUCCAGACAUGCGACCGACGGCUACUGAAAUUCUAAAUAAUAGAUUACCAUCUCUUAUAAUGGUGUAUGAUGAAGAUAAUAAUAAAGAUUAUGAAGAUUCCGAAAUUUCAAUGGAUUUUGAAUAUCAAGGGCAGCCUGGAAAUUCCAAAAGCUUCAGUUCAGAUCUGAGAUCUGUGUUGUAUGAAGUGAAAAUGCAUGAAGCUGAUAUUUCUCUCACUCCAAUACCUCUUCCACCCCGAAGUAAAAUAAAAGAGGUUGCCCUCAGUUCCACUCACAUGAUAGUUGUGACAGCUGAACUUUUGGUGUACACUUGGGGUGAUGGCAGAAAAGGUCAACUUGGACACGGUAAGUUGGAGACCUGGAGAGACAAGCCAUUUUGUGUAGAAGCUUUGAAGGGAAAGAAUAUUGCCCGAGUGUGUGCUGGAGAAGGCUUCAGCGUGUUCUCCAGUGACAAUGGAAUCCUGAUGACUUGUGGGAAUGGAUCCCAGGGUUGCUUGGGACAUGGAGACUGGAACAUGUGUGUCAAACCUAAAAUCAUUGAGAAAUUACUCAGUAUCGAUGUGUCUGAUGUCAGUUGUGGUCCAAAUCACGUUGUGGUGGUCGGCCGAGAAGGUGAUGCCUAUUCCUGGGGGUGCGGUUCGGGUGGACGGCUUGGUACAGGCUCUGAAGAGGACUGUUGUGCUCCUGUUGAAAUUAUAUUCCCUCAUGAUGCGAAAGUGGUGAAGUCAUUUUGUGGACAUGAUGGCACCAUGUUUAUUACAGAGAGAGGGACCCUCCUUGCAUGUGGAAUGAAUGAUUUCAACAAACUUGGAAUGAAUGAACAGAGGGGGUUCCUCAUUCAAAUGAUUGCAAAGUGUAAUGUUGAGAAACAUAAUAUUCCUGUGAAACUUAGCUGGCUGCGUCAGAAAGCAAUAUCUGUCUCUAUGGCUGCGAUGCACACAGCUGUUUUGGUGGAGCCAGGCAAAAUAAUCACCUUCGGCUUCAACAAGAAUGGUCAACUUGGAAGGGGAAACACACGAAAUCAUUCCUCACCAGCCAUUGUGAAGUCCAUGUCUGAUCGGACAGUUACGAUGGUGGAAUGUGGAGACACCUUUACAAUCGCCGGUACAUCGGAGAAUGCUGUGUAUUUCUGGGGAAGUCGACAGAUACUGUCUCCUUAUUCAUCCAACGAAGUGACGCCCAAUCACAAGGGUUCAAAUCAAAAAGCAUCAAAAACAGCCAAGAGUACUUCAAGAAGAAGACAAAGUACAGAUUCUGAGUUCAUGUCAGAAAUGAGUGAAACUUCCGUUUCUGAAAUUAUCAAAGUUGGGGUGAGCAAUAGUCCUCUUAUGACAGAAAUUGAAAGAAUUGGACCAGACUCUCCCAUAAUACAAGUCAAAACACCAGAUGCUCCCAGCUCUAGGUCACCUUCAUCUUCCAUUUCCAGCAGUAAAUCUGUCUUCUCAUCUCAUGGUGAUGAUGAUGGUUUGGCUGAUUCUUGCAUUGGAAGAAAAGACUUUGUUUUGAAUCCAAAAGAAAUUUUGGCAUUGUAUGCUUCUCCUGCGCAGAUAGGGAGGGGAGAAGUGGUGAGCUUAGCCAAUGUGUAUUGCUGUGGAAUGCAGGUGUAUCUUGUUGUUGAUACAACCGCUCCCCUACCUCGUUCUAACAAAAGAACAAAUUCUGCACCCUCUAAAGCUAUGAAUGCAGCACCUUUGGUACCAUCUGAAUCAAAACCAUCUCUAUCUGAAGAAGAUAGCUUGGGGCCGAUUCCAGAGUGGCUCAAAAUGGAGUUAGCCAAUGCUGUUCAGACAAAUACAAUCUCAAAGAAUUUCACAACUGCAAAUACUGGGGAUGCUGCAAAGUCACAUAGGCAUGCAGUUGGGGAGACAAAGCAGGGACACAAAUCCCAUUCUCAACAUUCAGAAAGCAUCACUGUGCAGCCUGUUUCAUCUCACCCAAAUAGAAUAAUUUCCGAUGAAAACAAAAACAAUGGACUGUCUCAGUUUCAGAAAGAUGUCAACAGGAAUAACAACUCUGUUCAUAAUGUUCGAGAAAAGGAACUAGAAAAUGAAAUUGUAAAACUAAAGGAAGAAUUAAAAAGAUAUAAAGAUAUGCCAAAUAAAAACUCUUGUUUUCAGGAAGAAGAAUUUUUAGAUGCAGAUUAUGAGGAGAGACCUGUAUCUAAAAAAAGUGCCUGGUCUAGAAGAGGAAGCAGCCAAGCUUCCAAAUCAAAACUUCGCAGCAAAAUUUGUGUUUUACAAUGACAUAUUUUAUAUUCCUAACAAAAUUAUGUACAUAAUAUCAAAUAAAUUAUUUUCUUUUA